Anthostomella pinea is the source of this 1536-nucleotide messenger RNA. Lineage: Eukaryota; Fungi; Ascomycota; Sordariomycetes; Xylariales; Xylariaceae. The record is from the annotation of a GenBank genome assembly.
AUGGCAGGCACACGGAUUCUAGGCGCCCUGGCGCUCAUCGCCAACGCACCACUUAUCAAAGCCCAACCUGUAGUAUCCAUCCUCAACGGCAGCUACGAGAGCCUACAUCUCCCCGCCUUCCAGCAAGAUCUAUUUCUCGGCAUACCAUAUGCUCAGGACACAGGGGGAGCGAACCGUUUUCGCAUUCCGCAAGCCCUUGAAGAAACCUGGAACGGCACGCGCGACGCCAAGAUCUACGGCCACGCUUGUCCGGACCAGAAUGUGCCCGCGGACUCCGUCUAUGGCAUGAGCGAGGACUGUCUGAGCAUCAACAUCGUGCGUCCUGCUGGGCUGGAUGAUGAUGAUGUGAGGCUACCUGCGAUGCUGUGGAUUAAUGGCGGGAGCUAUCAGGUCGGCACGAGCGGGCUGUCCAACUACAACCUUACGUAUCUGGUCGAGAAGUCCGUGGAGAUCGGCAAGCCUAUCGUUGGUGCAAGUAUCAACUAUCGGAAAGGGGGUUGGGGGAAUAUGUAUUCGGUGGAGAUCCAAGGGUCUGGAAAUACGAAUCUAGCUCUUCGAGAUAUGCGUAAGGGUCUGGCAUGGACCCAGGAGAACAUCGAAAACUUCGGCGGGCUCGGCCAGCUUCUCAUGAGCUACGGUGGGCGUACUGACGGGCUCUUCCACCGCUCUAUUCAGGAGAGCGGCAGUGCAGCAACUGCUUGGUAUAACGGCACAGACUGGUACCAACCCAUCUACGACAAGAUUGUCGGUCAGGUGAACUGUACUGCGGCUGCAGAUACUCUGGAAUGCCUUCGAACGGUUGAGUAUGACGUGCUUCACCCCUUCUUGAACACAUUCGUUGUUGCUGGUCCCGGUUUCUACCCUACCGUCGACGGUAAUAUCAUACCCGACUACCCGACCGAACUCCUGCACUCCGGCCGCUUCGCCCACGUGCCACAUCUCUACGGGACGAACUUCGACGAAAGCACCGACAACGCCCCAGUAGGCGUAAUCAACACCAACGAAGACCUACGCAACUUUCUGCUCCACGACACAGGCUUCAACUUCCCCAACGCAGCCCGCUUCGCCGACAAGGGUCGGCAGUACGUGCGGCACUACGCCGAACACGCGCUGACGUACAACUACCGGUUCAACACGCGGCCCUGGGAGAACUCGACUACCACCGCCACAUCCUCGCCCACGUCUAACUCCAGUGACACGGAUCCGGAUCCGGAGGACCAGCUCGCGCCGGCGUACAAGGGCGUCGAGCACUUCAGCGAGGUGGCAUUCGUGUUCAACAACCCGACGACGGCGGGGCCGUGGCCGCAGUACGAGGCGCUGAGCGCGCAGAUGAGCAGCCAGUGGACACACUUUGCGUAUGGUGGUGAUCCGAAUGGGGAGGGGCUGCCGGAUUGGCCUGUUUAUAGUUCGAGUGCGAGUGGAUGGAAUCUGGUGUUGCAGGCUGAGGCUCAGGGGGGAGCGUAUGCGGAGGAGGAUGUGUAUCGGCUUGCUGGACGGGAGUACUUGACUCGGUGGGCGCGGAGGAGGCAUGUGUGA